AUGAAUGUGAGACCGGAGCCAAAAUAUGCUCUGGGCAACAGAUGUCUGCUCCAAGCUGAGAGGAAUUUCAGAGCGAGAUUCCAGAACGAAUCACGCUUGGCUCGCCAGACUCUGACCUUCCGUGAGCAACAGUGUGCCGUAUACAACCACCGAAUGGACAUGUUCAAAGAUUAUCCAUCGCCCAUGGACUGGGUGCCACGUUACAGCGGCGUGGCCAAGCGUGACCAGUGCAAGCUGACUUGCCAAUCCCAUGCCUUGGGCUACUAUUACGUGCUGGAGCCAAGGGUGGCCGAUGGGACGCCCUGCACUCCGGAUUCUACCUCGGUCUGUGUCCAGGGACGCUGUGUCCACGCUGGCUGCGACCGCGUCAUCGGGUCCAAGAAGAAGUUUGACAAAUGCAUGGUGUGCGGUGGAGACAAUUCGAGAUGCACAAAAAUCUACCGCUCCUUCACCAAGCCUCAGUAA
Pseudonaja textilis is the source of this 465-nucleotide messenger RNA. The record is from RefSeq and is a predicted model, not a curated record. NCBI's taxonomy places the organism in Eukaryota, Metazoa, Chordata, Lepidosauria, Squamata, Elapidae.